Messenger RNA from Hirsutella rhossiliensis, 1023 nucleotides. RefSeq lists its product as uncharacterized. The coding region runs from base 1 to 1023 and encodes 340 amino acids. NCBI's taxonomy places the organism in Eukaryota, Fungi, Ascomycota, Sordariomycetes, Hypocreales, Ophiocordycipitaceae. The record is from RefSeq and is a predicted model, not a curated record. The transcript has 2 exons.
AUGCGCCUUCACCUCACUUUGGCGGCUUGGUUUGUCGCCUUCGCCGCCGCCGCCGCCGAGUCAAGUCGUUCCUACGUCCAGUCGACCGACACCCUGUUAAGCGCUCGCGAUGCUCUCAUGCUCCCAUACGUCUCGCUGGAAGAGCACUCCAACGAGCUGCUCCGGCGGCAGGGCACCCCACAGGCUAACGGCACCGGUUCCUCGUCGCUCACGCUCACCCCCGGUGACGGCACCAACUCGACCGACUGGGACAAGGACACAAACGCGGCCUGCAUCAAGUCCCUCAGCUCGCUCCAGCGCAGCACCAACCCCUCGGGCAACUGCCUCUGCUACAACCUGCCCUCGCUCGACACCAACUCGGGCGUCUUCCGCUGCGAGAUCCGCGUCUACGUCAUAUCGCCGCCCCGCGAGGGCUUCGUCAACGUCUCGCGCUCAAACAUCAAAGUCAGCCUCCAGUACAACGGCGCCAGCGUCAGCCCUGUCUCGGCCGAUGAGUUCAACUCGAUGGGACCGGGCACCAACCAAAUGGUGGCUACAUCAAAGCUCUCUCAGCGUGCUGAGACGAGAGUGCCGCAGCUGCUGCAGACGUACAUGUUCGUGGGCCAGAUUGACAAAGCUCGAAUGACGGAAAAACCGUCCAUGGCCCAACUGGAGGCUUUGAUCAUGCCAACAUUCACCCUGACGGCCCAAAACACAACUGGCGGCGCCGUCAGCACCAACCUCUCCCUCAACGAGGCCUCGUUUGUCAACGGCGUCUUCUCCAACCAAAUCGUCAGGUCCGACUUUGCCUCGGCCCAGGCCGCCGUCGACGCCAAGGUGGCCGCCGUGCGCAACGGCACCGUGGCCUUUGUCCUCCCGGGCAUCCAGAUCAUGGUCUUUCCCGUCGGCGCCAUCAUCACGGGCAUCUGGCUGCUCCUCGGCCUCAUGGCCUACGGCUUCGGCACCUACGAGCGCAGCGUCUACGCCGACGCCUACAAGCGGCGGCAGUCGGCGUCCACGGGAUCUCUGGGGAAGACGUUUUAG